AGAGCAUCCCUGCAGGAGAAGCUCAGCCCUGGGAUUAACCUUCCCGCACCGCUGCGGUUCGCAGGGCUGAGCUGCUCCCCAGCUGGGGAAGCCCUUCGCUUUGGUGGCCGCCCGACCGCACGGUGCUGCCGGAUGGGAUGCUCCCAGCAAUGGUGCUGGACAGGCGGGGAGGGAUCCUCUCGUGCAUUGACGGGCACCUGCCGUCUCUCUGGUGGUGAAUUUAAAACGCCUGCUUCCAUUCUUCAGGCUGCUCCGCCAGCCCGGAGCAGCGCCGUGUGCUGCAGUGGGACCGGGGGAUGAUGCUUACAGGGCUUUUCCCCCUUGGCACGCAGGCGGCGGUGCUCGGGAGGCUGCUGCAGUCCAGCCCCCCCCUCCUGCUUGCCCCCCAGCUCGUGGGCUUCAUGUGAGAGAUGGCGAAUGCCGAAGUGAGCGUCCCGGUGGGUGAUGUGGUGGUUGUACCAAGUGACGGCAACGAAGGGGAGAACCCGGAGGAUACCAAAACCCAAGUGAUCCUUCAGCUCCAGCCGGUGCAGCAGGGGAUUUACCAGGAGGGCUCAGAGGCAAGUGCUGCUGUUGUGGCCGUGGAAACGCACACCAUACACAAACUAGAGGAAGGGAUCGACCCCAGCACCAUUGAAACAAACGAGGAAAUUGAGAUUGCCUAUCCCAUCACCUGCGGGGAGAGCAAAGCCAUCCUGCUCUGGAAGAAGUUUGUCUGUCCAGGAAUUAAUGUCAAGUGUGUAAAGUUCAAUGACCAACUGAUCAGCCCGAAGCAUUUUGUUCACCUGGCUGGGAAGUCUACCCUGAAGGACUGGAAGAGGGCUAUCCGUCUCGGAGGAAUCAUGCUGAGGAAGAUGAUGGACUCGGGACAGAUCGACUUCUACCAGCAUGACAAAGUUUGCACCAACACGUGCCGAAGCACCAAGUUUGAUCUCCUGAUCAGCAGCGCCAGAGCACCGAUGCCGGGGCAGCAGAGCGUGGUGCAGACCCCCACCUCAGCUGAUGGGAGCAUCACCCAGAUUGCACUGUCGGAGGAAAGCAUGGAGGAGGGGAUCGAGUGGAACUCUGCUUUGACAGCUGCUGUCACCAUGGCCACUGAGGAGGGCAUGAAAAAGGACACGGAUGAGAUCUCAGAGGACACGCUGAUGUUCUGGAAGGGAAUAGCUGAUGUGGGGUUGAUGGAAGAGGUCGUGUGCAACAUCCAGAAGGAGAUAGAAGAAGUGCUGAGAGGCGUCCAGCAGAGGCUGGGGCAGUCUCCCUUCCAGAUGACAGAUGCUGCAGUUUUGAACAACGUUGCUCACACGUUUGGCCUGAUGGACACAGUCAAGAAGGUUCUGGACAACAGGAAAAACCAGACAGAGCAAGGAGAAGAGCAGUUUCUUUACACACUUGCAGCCUUUCUCUUUGCAGACCUGGAACGGCAGCUGGAAGAGCAGAAGAAACUCGCCAAGGACCAGAAGGCCAAGUCCCAAACCAUCCAGAACGUGGUGCUGAUGCCCGUCAGCGCUCCCAAACCCCCCAAACGACCCCGCCUGCAGCGUCCGGCCUCUGCCACCGUCCUCAGCCCCUCGACCCCCAUCCAGCAGCCUCAGUUCACGGUCAUCUCCCCCAUCGCCAUCGCCCCCGUCGGCCAGCAGUUCUCGGUGGGCAACAUCCCGGUGGCGACCAUCAGCCAAGGUUCCAGCCCGGUGACUGUCCACACUUUGCCUUCUGGCUCUCAGCUCUUCCGUUAUGCCACCGUGGUGUCUUCCUCCAAGACCAACUCCUCCGACACCGUCACCCUCCACCCAUCCUCCAGCCUGGCGCUGCUGAGCUCUGCUGCCAUGCAGGAUGGAGGUGCCCUGGCCAACGUGGCAGCCGUGGUCAACCCCGUGGAACUGGUGGCCAUGGAAUCCGGCCUCACCUCCACCAUCCAGGCCGUGGAGGGCACCUCGGAUGAUGGGCAGACCAUCAUUGAGAUCGACCCGGCGCCCGACCCCGAGGCGGAUGCAGACGAAUCAGAGGGCAAAGCUGUGAUCCUGGAGACGGAGCUGAGGACUGAGGAGAAAGUGGUGGGAGACGUGGAGGACCACCAGCACCACGUGCACAACGUGGAGAUCGUGGUUUUGGAGGACUAGUGGGAAAGGAGAGCAUCAGCUCGGGAAGGAGUUGGGAAUCUGUUCUAUUUUGGGCUUUUUUUUUUUGUUGUUGUUGUUCAGCAUACUUUCCAGCCGCCCCAUUUGUUUCCAUGGAUAUUUUCAUUGUACUGUAUAUAUUAUAUAUAUAUAUAUAUAUAAUUUUUUUUUUUAAA
Messenger RNA from Gallus gallus (chicken), 2290 nucleotides. RefSeq names its product glucocorticoid modulatory element binding protein 1 (gene GMEB1). The record is from RefSeq and is a predicted model, not a curated record. Gene Ontology annotation, biological process: positive regulation of transcription by RNA polymerase II. Bases 411 to 2117 code for a protein of 568 amino acids. The transcript has 9 exons. Gene Ontology annotation, molecular function: DNA-binding transcription activator activity, RNA polymerase II-specific; RNA polymerase II cis-regulatory region sequence-specific DNA binding. NCBI's taxonomy places the organism in Eukaryota, Metazoa, Chordata, Aves, Galliformes, Phasianidae. Gene Ontology annotation, cellular component: nucleus.